CAUUUAAUCAUUAAAGGUCUCCAACCUCGAUCGUCUUCGCCGCGUGUCACCGUCCAUCCUAUCCCUCAUCCUCAUAAGCUCUUGUUGACCGUUCCUCCCCCCACCUCACACUCCCUGAGUCAGAAGGAAAAAAGACUCAAGACCCCCAAAAACGCUCGAGACACUCACCAACAACCUAUAGAAUCUUUCAUAUCCCACCCUGCAAUUUGCCUCCCCCUACUUGAAAAACAAAGAGAAACGACUCACCUUCUCUUACCAUGUCUACACCUGCUGAUGAAGCCAAGAUCGAUAUCAACGUUCUCCUGACUAACACCGACAAGGCCGCCCGAGAUGCUGCUGUUACUGAGCUGGUCAACAUUGUCAAGUCCGAAGGUCCUCAAGCCUUCGUUCGGCUAGGUCUCGCCGAAGCCAUCCUCAAAGGCCUUAGAGAUAAGAAAAACGCAUCUGCUCGUGAAGGUGCCUGUACUCUGCUAUCGGAGCUUUGCACUCAGGGUGUGGGGCACGCGAUCGAACCUUUCGUACUCGCCCACGGUGAUCAUCAGGUGCUCAACGAGCUCCUGGAGGCCUUGGGCGACAAGCUGCCCGCCGUUUCUGACGCCGCUUUGAGUGCCUUGAACAGCCUGGUCAAGAUCAUGACCCCUUGGGCUCUCCACUUGAUUCUGCCAGUCUUGCUAAAUCAGAUCGCCACUGCUGGUAAAUGGCAAGUCAAGACUGGUGCUCUGAAGGUCUUGGACGUUUUGGUCGUCAGUGCCGCCGAUCAAAUGGCUAAAGCCAUGCCCGAAAUCGUCCCAGUCCUGGCGGCCGCGAUCUGGGACACCAAAGCUGAUGUCAAGAAAGCCGCCCGCAGCUCUUUGACUAAAUCUUGCGCUCUGGUCUCAAACAAAGAUAUUGAGAAGUUUAUUCCAGCACUCAUCUCUGCGCUGAUUAACCCUGUCGAGGAGGUCCCUAAAUGUAUUCAACUGCUCGCUGCCACAACUUUCGUCUCUGAGGUUGAUGCCCCGACCUUGUCUUUAAUGGUACCUCUACUCACCCGUGGAUGUAACGAAAGGCCAACUGCAACCAAGCGAAAAGUCGCGGUUAUCACCGACAACAUGGCCAAACUUGUCGAUUCUGAGAUCACUGUUCGCCCGUUCAUUCCGCAACUCCUCCCUGCUCUGAUUAAGAUGGCCGAAGUCACCGGUGAUCCCGAAGCUCGAGGGGUCGUCAACAAGGCCAUCGCCACUGUCCGACAGGUUGGAAAUGUCCCCGCCGAUUCGGAUGGGACCAACAUGCCUCCUCUCAAAAAGCACUCUCCCGCAGAUGUUGCGAAGGCAGUCGUUGCUGCUAUUAAGAAGGCUGGUGGUCCGACUCAACGAGCCGGUACCAACGCGGACUCGCCGCUUGUCGUUUACAUUUCCGAAAUUGGAGCCGCAUUGGUUAACGCCCGAAACUAUGAAGUUACCGAAUGGGACUCUGCAUUAAUUCCCUACGUCACCCUCGCUCUCCCCCCUUCAAUCGCAACCGAGAAAGCAGCCAGUGUUGUCCGAGAGGUACUAGAACAAUCGGCCAAAGAAGAGGGCGAUACUGUCGAGGUUUUCGAGGAUGAAGAGGAAGGAGAAGAUCUUUGUAACUGUACUUUCUCUCUCGCUUACGGUGCCAAGAUUUUGCUCAACACGGCUACACUGCGUUUGAAGAGAGGUCAUCGAUACGGUCUUUGUGGAAGAAAUGGUUCCGGAAAAUCUACCCUCAUGCGAGCCAUUCAUAAUGGUCAAGUUGAAGGUUUCCCAUCGCCGGACGAAGUACGAACCUUUUAUGUCGAGCACGACAUUGAUGGAUCCGAGGCCGAAAUUGCUAUCAUCGAUUGGAUAGAUGCCGAUGCUCGUAUCCAAGCCACCCGUGAAGAAAAGUCAAAGGCCCUCGCAGAGGUCGGAUUUUCGCCGGAACGUCAGGGUCACGCCAUCGGCUCCCUAUCCGGUGGUUGGAAAAUGAAGUUGGCCCUCGCCCGUGCCAUUCUUUUCAAAGCAGAUAUCUUGCUGCUUGAUGAGCCCACCAACCACUUGGACGUUCUCAACGUACAAUGGCUCAUGGACUACUUGAAAUCCCUCGAGACUUGUACCUCCAUCAUCGUAUCUCACGACUCCGGUUUCUUGGAUAACGUGUGUACCGACAUCCUUCAUCUAAACAGGUUUAAGAUUAAACGUUACCCUGGUAACCUGCAAGCGUUUGUUCAACGUGUUCCCGAAGCCAAAGCCUACUAUGAGCUCUCGGCUUUGGAAGAGUACCAAUUCAAGUUUCCUGACCCCCCGUACUUGGAUGGUGUUAAAACGAAGGAGAAGGCCCUGAUGAAAAUGAAGAAGGUCGGCUUUCAGUAUCCAACUUCGGACACACAGCAGCUCUAUGAUGUUACUUUGCAAGUAUCUCUCAGCUCUCGUGUCGCAGUACUGGGUCCCAAUGGUGCAGGAAAAUCUACUCUUGUCAAGCUCCUCAUUGGUCAACUAGAGCCCAACAAGGGUGGUGACGUCUGGAAGCACCCUAACUUGGUCAUCGGAUACGUGGCGCAGCAUGCAUUUCAUCACAUUGAUAAUCACCUUGACGAGACUCCUCUCCAAUACCUCCUCAAUCGUUACCAGACGGGUGAGGAUUUGGAGGAACUGCAAUCCGCAAAUCGUAAAUUAACACCCGAAGAAGAGAAGAAAAUGAAGGAGGGUGCAAUUGUCGUUGUCGAAGGUCAAAAACGCAUCAUCGAGGACAUCACUAACCGUAAGAAGCUGAAACAGUCAUUUGAAUACGAGUGUAACUUCAAGGGGUUGUCUUCAUCCGAAAACAUCUGGCUGUCUCGUGACGAGCUCAUCAAAAGGGGUUUCGAAAAGAAGAUUUUGGAGGUUGAUAGCCGUGAGGCCCAGAAAGCUGGUCUGCUCCGACCGCUAGUUCGAAAGGAGAUCGAAAACCACAUGAGCAUGUUCGGAUUGGAAGCCGAAUUUGUUACGCACAACACUAUGCGAGGUCUUUCUGGUGGUCAAAAAGUCAAAGUUGUCUUGGCCGCUGCAACAUGGCGACGACCUCAUGUGGUCAUUUUGGACGAGCCGACCAAUUACUUAGACCGUGAAUCGCUUGCUGCCCUGAUCGAAUCAUUGAAGACUUUUGAGGGUGGUGUUUUGGUUAUCACUCACAACCGGGAAUUCUCCGAAUCAAUUUGUUCCGAAGUCUGGGCCAUGAGAGACGGUUAUCUAGAGGCUUCCGGUCACAACUGGACUGAGGGUCAAGGAUCCGGACCAAGAAUUGAUAAGGGCAAGGACGAAGAAGAAGAGCACUUUGAUGCUUUGGGGAACAAGAUCGAAGCUCCGAAGAAAGUCAAAAAAUUGACAUCUAAGGAGGAGCGCAAGAAGAAGAAAGAGCGCAUGGCCCGUCAAAAAGCUGGUUUGGGUUCAGAUGAGGAAGGUGAUUUCUGAUCAGCCAGGAAUUCCAAUGACCAUCUAAUCACAGAUUGUGUUUUAGGAGCCACCUUUUUCAUGACAACUAUUUCCUUUCAACUUACACUAAAAUCGAUUCCGCAUUUGUUGCUUGUCUUUCAUCUCGCUUCUUACAAAUCUACAGUACACAUGAUUGUUCUCACUUAGUCAAGCCAUCACAUAGAAAUAUUCUGGAUCAAGUCUUGUUAUGCUGUGGAAAGUCGGUCCUCUUUGUCCCUUCGAUCACUAUUGGAUUGAGUAGCAAUCUUACUAUCUUACUUGCAGUGGUGAAUACAAUGUUGCACACCUUGACUGCGUGCUCAAUAUUCACAUCUGCAUCACUGGUGUGUGGGUCCACCUCACCGCUGCUAUCAUACACGCAGACUUAGAUGACGCUGCUCGUGUUGAGAUUAUACCUUGAUACAGUUGACAGAAUGGACAAACC
This is a messenger RNA of Puccinia graminis f. sp. tritici CRL 75-36-700-3, 3873 nucleotides long. Its product is annotated as elongation factor EF-3. Gene Ontology annotation, molecular function: translation elongation factor activity; ATP hydrolysis activity; ATP binding. The transcript is spliced from 9 exons. Bases 258 to 3428 code for a protein of 1056 amino acids. The record is from RefSeq and is a predicted model, not a curated record. NCBI's taxonomy places the organism in Eukaryota, Fungi, Basidiomycota, Pucciniomycetes, Pucciniales, Pucciniaceae.